AUGGCGACCCCAGAAGACACUACCAACAUGAACUUCGACGACCUUGACUCAGCGAUAGACGAAUUGAUUACGGCGUCCAAAAACAGCAACAAGCGGACGAAGAGCAAGAAGUUCGCCCCAAAGUCAGUGCCCGAGGCACAACGUGCCGUAGAAGCUGAGCUUGAAGGUCUCAUGUCGCAUCCACUGCUGCCUGCCUGGCCUGGCGGCUAUCCAGGCAUGGAUAGGGUUGCGGUUGGACCUUUACGCCAGCUCCAUGCCAGUCUGGAGAGGAUUCUGUCCGACGACAUCACCUUACCAACGGUCGAAGAUGACGGUCCUGAGUUUCAAAAGCUCGAGUUAUCUCUGAGAGAUUUCGUUGCCUCCGUGGUCCCCAAGCACUCGUUUCUGAAGCAGUCAACAAAUGAGGAAGCAGUGGAUGCUCCCGCCAAAGAGACUGAAGGCUUGCGCCGCAGCAGAAGGCUUGCAGCGCAGCGGCCACUCGACUAUGCCGCCGGCCAGACUGAUGAGACUACACUGUUCGUACUCGAUGAGGAAGACGAGGAAGGUGCCAGAACUAGCGGUCAGCAAAGAGAUGGAGAGAAGAAUAAGGAUGAUGGAGACGAGAAAGAGGCCGGCGAUGGAGACGAGGCAGAGGCCGGCGAUCCUUAG
Zasmidium cellare ATCC 36951 is the source of this 648-nucleotide messenger RNA. RefSeq lists its product as uncharacterized. The record is from RefSeq and is a predicted model, not a curated record. Lineage: Eukaryota; Fungi; Ascomycota; Dothideomycetes; Mycosphaerellales; Mycosphaerellaceae. The transcript is spliced from 2 exons. The coding region runs from base 1 to 648 and encodes 215 amino acids.